GUCCGGCGUUCCUGCAGCAGCUCUGCGCUGCCCCGAGCGGCGCGGCUAUCCUCGACGGGUCCCCGGGAGUGAUUCCCUCGCUGGAUCCUAAAUCGUCUGCCCGCCCCCGGCCUGCGCCCCUGGAGAGGUCCGCUUAGGUAGAUUUCCCUGCAGGUCCUGUGCUGUGAAGCCCUCGGAGCCCAAACUUUAAAAUAAAAACAAUGAAGAAGUUAAGGCUUAAGGAACUAGAGAGUCGCCUGCAGGAAGUGGAUGGAUUCGAAAAACCCAAGUUACUUCUAGAACAGUAUCCCACCAGGCCGCACAUUGCAGCAUGCAUGCUCUAUACAAUCCAUAAUACAUAUGAUGACAUUGAAAAUAAAGUGGUUGCAGAUCUAGGAUGUGGUUGUGGAGUACUUAGCAUCGGGGCCGCCAUGUUAGGAGCAGGGUUGUGUGUUGGAUUUGACAUAGAUGAAGAUGCAUUGGAAAUAUUUAAUAGGAACGUGGAAGAAUUUGAAUUAACAAAUGUUGAUAUGAUCCAGUGUGAUGUGCGCUCAUUAUCAAACAGAAUGUCCAAAUUAUUUGAUACAGUAAUUAUGAAUCCUCCCUUUGGAACCAAAAAUAACAAAGGGACAGAUAUGGCUUUUCUGAAGACUGCUUUGGAAAUGGCAAGAACAGCAGUAUAUUCUUUACACAAAUCCUCAACUAGAGAGCAUAUUCAAAAGAAAGCUGCAGAAUGGAAAAUCAAAAUAGAAAUUAUUGCAGGUGAAUGUUUGGCUUGUAUUUUUACAGAGCUUCGAUAUGACCUGCCAGCAUUAUACAACUUUCAUAAAAAGAAAUCAGUAAGUUCCCAAUUGUGGCCUGUGUACAUUCAGUAUUCAAAAGCUUUGCAAUAACUCUUUCCACUCUUAGCAAGUUGCAUGGGUAAAUAGAAAGCCAGACUGAGAAUUUAGACAAGUUAACUGUGGAAAGAGCCCAUACUCAAAGCAGUCAAUAUUCUAGUUGAAGUUCUUUGUGAAGUUUUAAGAGCAAAAAAAGAAAAAAAAUAAUAAACGGUUGGCUAUUUUUAUACAGCAUAUAUUUUACAAGUUUGUACUAAUACAUUCUCAUAUUACAAAGGCAAUUUCCUUUUCAUAUUUGAAUCAUCCAAACAGAAACAGAACUAUACAUUUUAAAAAACUUUCAUUUGGAUAACAACAAAAAGACAAACAAAAUUUUUUUCCUUUUAUACAGGUGGACAUUGAAGUGGACCUAAUUCGCUUUUCUUUUUAAAAGCUUCCGAAGACAAAAAGCAGCUUAAAAUCUAACUAAGAUGAAUAAAAAUGUUGUUACUAAA
This is a messenger RNA of Peromyscus maniculatus bairdii (prairie deer mouse), 1312 nucleotides long. RefSeq names its product methyltransferase 5, N6-adenosine (gene Mettl5). Gene Ontology annotation, molecular function: nucleic acid binding; rRNA (adenine-N6-)-methyltransferase activity. The record is from RefSeq and is a predicted model, not a curated record. Gene Ontology annotation, biological process: rRNA methylation. NCBI's taxonomy places the organism in Eukaryota, Metazoa, Chordata, Mammalia, Rodentia, Cricetidae.